UGCCGACCCUUCCCGGGGCCGCUCCCGGCCCCACGGUCCCCUCAGCAGCCCCCGGGACGCUGAGGGAAUCUGGGGCUUGGCGGAGCGGUGCCCCGAGAGAUUCUGCUGGUGUUUUCCAGUGGGUGUUUUCCUGGACUUAAAAGAUCUGAUACCACAGUCGUCCGUAGCCAGCAACUUUCUGCUGUGUAACAAAUGUACGCCAAUACAAAUACAAUGUCUGCUCCAAGUGGUGUCCCUGUCCCAUCUGCACCACCUUCUUAUGAGGAAACAGUAGGAAUCAGUGCGAGUUAUCCUCACCCCUAUCCUGUCCCAGAACCUGGCCAGAAGCUAUCUGGGAAAGGAAUGAACCCUCCCCCAUACAUGGGACAGCCUGCACCAGUGAAUAACCCAGUUACAGUUCAGACAGUGUAUGUGCAGCAGCCAGUAGUAUUUUAUGACCGCCCUGUUCAGAUGUGCUGCCCUUCCUGUAACCAGAUGAUGGUGACACGUCUCUCCUAUGACUCAGGAGCUUUGACUUGGCUGUCAUGUGGUGGCCUCUGCCUGCUGGGGUGUAUAGCUGGCUGCUGCUUAAUUCCUUUCUGCAUUGAUGCCCUGAAGGAUGUGGAUCACACCUGCCCAAACUGCGGUGCUCUUGUUGGUUCUUACAAACGUUUAUAGGCAAUGUUUAAACACUGAUCAUUGCUGAAACUUGGUAGCACCUCUACAAAGCCCUUUCUGAAGCUUCAUGGAGACUUCUGGUUGUUUCUGUGCAUACUGUCACUGGAAGCCGAUCAAAAGUAAUCUUGAAUGCUAGAGUGCUUCAAUAAAAAUUUGCUUGAGGUGAUUCUGACUUAGGUCUGUAUAAAGUGUAUGCAACCUUUUAUGGGCCACUCAGUGCAGCAGUUGAUAGCAACUAAUGUUUUUUUUCUGUUUAUGCAAAACAGGUUGGUGAUAUUCUUUAGUUAAACUUGUUUCAGUCAUGUUGCACACUGGUGUGCUUGCUUACAAUUUCAGCAUAGAAGAGAAGAACCUCUGUGGAGACCUGUGCAGUCUCAGGCUUGGUGUUGAUGCUUUUACAACAGCACCAUUUACAAACUGGCAGGGAGCUGCUUGCCUCUGAGACAGGUACCUCUCUUAGACAUAAGAAGAGAUUUGUUUAAUGAGCACUAAAAUUCACUUUAAAACUUUCUUAACUGAAAGAGAACCAAACUUAAAGACUUCUUCCUUCCUGGAGGCUGCUUUACCAAAUGAACAACUCAGGUUAUUGUGUAUCAAUGGUACCUGAAUUUUUUUGCCAGUUUUAAGUCUAGUCCAAUCUCUGCUCUGCAGUAAAGAUGUUCAUACAGGAUUUUUUCAGCAUUUUUUGUUUGGUUGGGUUUUUUACUGAUGAUCCCUAAGUCUGUGAAGUGUUCUUUUCACCACAGUGGAAAUGCCAAUAGAACCCUGGCUAUAGCAUUGGAAAACUUCCUUUUACGUUUACAUAAAUCAACUGAUAGAUCAUAAACCUCAAUCUUAUCUUAAGGCUUGAAUUCUACCUGCAAAACAUAGAUACAGGACCUGUACUAUUAGUUGUUGAUCUGUUUGUUAAUUACCGUUUCUUCAUUAAAAAGGUAACAUUUUUGUUAAGGAGUUUCUCUGAUGAUUAUUUAGACUUGUACUCUGGAUUUUCUAAAUGGAAGAGAAGUUCUGUUUUCUGUUUUCAGAAAGUUAAGCUGGGCAUGCUUAUUUAAGAUCACAAAAAAAAAAAAA
Calypte anna (Anna's hummingbird) is the source of this 1728-nucleotide messenger RNA. It is a transcript of the gene LITAF, whose product is annotated as lipopolysaccharide induced TNF factor. The transcript is spliced from 5 exons. Lineage: Eukaryota; Metazoa; Chordata; Aves; Apodiformes; Trochilidae. The record is from RefSeq and is a predicted model, not a curated record. Gene Ontology annotation, biological process: regulation of cytokine production. Gene Ontology annotation, molecular function: zinc ion binding. The coding region runs from base 193 to 657 and encodes 154 amino acids.